Molecule: messenger RNA, 6370 nt
Organism: Gadus morhua (Atlantic cod)
Lineage: Eukaryota; Metazoa; Chordata; Actinopteri; Gadiformes; Gadidae
Gene: git1
Product: G protein-coupled receptor kinase interacting ArfGAP 1
Exons: 21
Coding region: 347-2707 (786 amino acids)
Biological process (GO): brain development; regulation of ARF protein signal transduction; regulation of G protein-coupled receptor signaling pathway
Cellular component (GO): neuron projection; postsynapse; synapse
Molecular function (GO): small GTPase binding; GTPase activator activity
Source: RefSeq, a predicted model, not a curated record
CAAGGGUGUGUGUGCGGAAACUGACAGGUAGAGAGCGUCGCUGCCUGUCUCUCCAUGCAGCGCACACUUCUAACCACUCACCGCACUACCCUGAUUUAUUCCCUCGAUAUGAGCCUUCAACCACCGACUGUCCAGAGGGGGUUCGGUACUGACGGUGGACGGCGUGGCUGCGAAAAAACGGGAAACUAGUUAGGUCUGGGAAAUCAUACCCCCAUCGCCCGGCUUCCGGGGAUUCAGGGCUUGCAACGGCAGACGUCGGUGUUCGGGGAAGAAGGACAAACACCCGUCAUCAUUUCGACUAUUCACCUCUUGAGCAGCCGCUUCCCGACUGGAGCAUUUUUUCGAGAUGUCCAGGAAGCUCCAAAGGACGGAGGUCUGCGCCGACUGCAGCGCUCCAGACCCGGGCUGGACCAGCAUCAACCGAGGGGUUCUUAUCUGUGAUGAGUGCUGCUCGGUCCACCGCAGUCUGGGCCGACACAUCUCCAUCGUGAAACACCUGCGGCACAGCGGCUGGCCCCCUGCACUGCUCCAGAUGGUGCAGACCCUGGCCAGUAAUGGGGCUAACUCCAUAUGGGAGCACAGUCUGCUGGACCCUGCUCAGGUGCAGAGCGGCCGUAGGAAACCCAACCCCCAGGACAAAGUCCAUCCCACCAAGUCUGAGUUCAUCAGAUCCAAGUACCAGAUGCUGUCCUUCGUCCACAAGCUUCCCUGCCGCGACGACGACGGCGUCACAACCAAGGACCUCAGCAAGCAACUCCACUCCAGCGUGCGGACAGGGAGCUUGGAGACGUGUCUGAGGCUGCUCUCCCUCGGAGCCCAGGCCAACUUCUUCCACCCGGAGAAAGGCACCACACCCCUCCACGUGGCAGCAAAGGCGGGCCAGAUCCUGCAGGCAGAGCUGCUGGUGGUGUACGGGGCGGACCCCGGCGCGCCCGACCUCCACGGGCGCACGCCCAUGGACUUCGCCAGGCAAGCAGGCCAGAUCGAGCUGGCAGAGCGGCUGGUGGAGUGCCAAUACGAGCUGACUGACAGGCUGGCCUUCUACCUGUGUGGCCGACGCCCAGAUCACAAGAAUGGCCACUAUAUCAUUCCACAGAUGGCAGACAGGGCUCGUCCUAAGUGCCCAACACAGAGCCUGGACCUCUCUGAACUGGCCAAGGCUGCCAAGAAGAAGCUGCAGGCGCUGAACAACAGGCUGUUUGAGGAGCUGGCCAUGGAUGUCUAUGAUGAGGUGGAUCGCAGAGAGAACGAUGCCGUGUGGCUGACGACUCAGAACCACAGCACCCUGGUCACAGAACGCAGCGCGGUGCCUUUCCUACCGGUCAACCCCGAGUACUCCGCCACACGGAACCAGGGUCGUCAGAAGUUGGCCCGAUUCAACGCGCGAGAGUUUGCCACGCUCAUCAUCGACAUCCUGAGCGACGCCAAGAGGAGACAGCAGGGGAAGGGUCUCAGCAGCCCCACUGACCCACUGGACCUGGGCAUCGACGACGACGACGACCAGCACGACUACGACAGCGUGGCCUCCGACGAAGACACGGACAGCGAGCUGACCGCCCAGAACAACAACAAUACCCAGCGCAACAACCGAGCCAAGAGCAUGGACUCGUCAGACCUGUCGGACGGCCCCAUCACCCUGCAGGAGUACCUGGAGGUGAAGAAGGCCCUGGCCUCCUCAGAAGCCAAGGUCCAGCAGCUGAUGAAGGUCAACAACAACCUGAGUGAAGAGCUCCGGAGACUCCAAAAGGAGAUCACACGGAUGCAGACGGAGAACAGUUCGCUGCGGGUGGGCCAGCAGGCUGGGGGGCCCGCCGGCCACGGGGGUCCGGGUGGUGGCGGAGGAGGCCACUGGUCUGGGGGUGGGACCAAGGCAGGGUUAGGAGGAGGAGGAGGUGGUGGAGGUGGUGGAGGGAUGGGCGGUGUAGGGUCCGGCGGGGACCCCGCAGGGCUUUACUCCCAACCCCACCCCCACCGGAGGGACCGCCAGGCCUUCUCCAUGUACGAGCCCGGGGCCGCCCCUGGCCCCAAGGCACACGGCCCCCCAGCCCUGGACGCUCAUCUAGCCCGCCUGCAGCCCCUCAACACAGCUAGCACAAGGAAGGUCCCUGGUGGUCCUUCACCCUAUGGGGGUCAUCACCUGUCUGCCUCCUCAGAGAUAGGCAGCAGAUACACGGGCUCCAGGUUGGAGAGGCACGGCAGCGGUACGGACAGCGACUACGACAACACGCAGGUCUACGACGUGUCCCUGAGCAUGGGUCGCAGCAGCGAGGACGACGGGCGCGGGGACUCUGAAGAGGGUGGGGCGGGCGACGCAGCGGAGCCCGACCCCACCCUGCCGUGCACGGAGGACGUCAUCCUGAAGACGGAGCAGGUGACCAAGAACAUCCAGGAGCUGCUGAGGGCCGCGCAGGAGGGGAAACACGACAGCUUUGUCCCGUGCUCAGAGAAGAUCCACUCUGCCGUCACUGAGAUGGCCUCGCUCUUCCCAAAACGUCCGGCCCUGGAGGCGGUCCACUGCUCCCUGCGGCUUCUGGCCUCCAGCGCCUCCCGGCUGCAGGUGGAGUGCCGCAAGGCGGCCCCCGUGGACCCAGGGGCCCCGGCCGUGGACUACCAGCUCCUCACGCAGCAGGUCAUCCAGUGCGCUUAUGACAUUGCCAAGGCUGCCAAGCAGCUGGUCACCAUCACCACCCGGGAGAAGAAGCAGUGACACGCGCAUGGGGAGAGAGUGAGAGAGAGAGAGAGAGAGAGAGACAGAGUGAGGGAGAGUGAGUGAGAGAGAGAGAGAAAGAGAGAGAGAGAGAGAGGAGGUAGGGGGUGUGAGGGGAUGGACAGAUAGACGGCUGGAGUGGGUGUGAGGGAGGACAGGUGCAUGAUUACAAGGUGCGGGUCCAGAGGCAGACUGGAGGAGACGCGAUGGAGGACCGAGAGGGGACUGAUGUAGAGGGCGCUACAUGGAGGGAGGGGGUUGGGGGGACGAGAAAGCCAAAGGAAAGAGCCAGAAGAGUCCCUGUGAAGAGAUGUAGAAAUAUUUUGACCAAGUCAGAAACAGGGGAGCGAGAGAGCUGGGGGCCGGGGGGUUCCUAUUGAGGCGCCAGCGUUUGCAAUGGUGGGUGAAUGUUGUUGCGGUGGACCCCGGGAGUGGCGCGCACCAUACCGCCUCGAACCGCCAUGGGAGAACACGGCAUACACUCAAUUCAGAGCAACGUGAUUGGUCCAACGCAGAUCUUUUUAUUUAUUUAAUUGCUUUUCCCUCUGCAAUCCCUCUGCAACCACACACACAGACACACACACAUACACACCCUGGGAUAAAUACACCAUAUCCUCCCAUUUAGGACCUCGAGAGGAAUAUGCCUCCUCUUCUCUCUUUGUCUCUGUCUCCAGUGAAUUGAGUGCAGCAGAAACAAGUCCUUCUCUAUGCUCUUGACCCGCUGUCCAGACAGGAUGUGGCAGGGUUUCUUUGCACAUCGUGAAGCCCCCCCCUCCCACUUUAACGACCAGAAUCAAUGGAUUCUCCAGAUCUCCCCCGCCCUCCCCCUUGGUAGAGGGAACACAGCAUAACGGCCAUAUUCCUCAUUUUACUAUUCCUUUGAUUCUUUUCGACUUUUAAUUUUGUUAUUUUUUCUUUUCUUUUGUUUUGUCCAGAUCACUAAGGACAGCAAAAUUACUGACUUGUAAAAAGAAAAAAAAAACACUUACACUGGAAUAAUUUUUGCUUUAUUGUUGUUUCUCAUGCCUUUUUUCUUUUUGUAUUGUUGAUGUUCCUACAUUUGUUUUCAUGAUUUAACCGUUUUUUUGGUUUAAUUUUAUUGACUCGGCUAUGAUCCUAAAUCAGCAGAAACGGACACACACACACACACUAACCUGUGAAGCCCUCCUGGACACUUCCCAAGCACUCUUUCUUUUCCGAGUGACAGAUGAGUAUUAUGUUUCUAUUGAUUUGUAUUUUCUGUUGUCAUGUUUCUUCCGUGCCACAUUGGGAUGUUUCAAUGGCCAAUGGAGUUGAACGGUUGCCUGAGCUUGGAUCUCACUAUUGUUUGUUUUCAGUUUGACACAUUAUGACACACCGCCCCUAGGGGCAUCAAUUCUCCUUACCUUUUACAAUUUUAUUUUCGGGGUGUGCACUUGGUUCACCACACAAACCUGCCUGACCUAACAGGACCAGUGGGGUCAUCUCAGUCCAACCCACCCGGCCUCCCCUCGUCCCAGCGCUGUGUUUCAGACCAGAAUGCCAGUUACAGUGAACGGACUAAACAGAAAAAGCUCUGGGGAAGAUAGACACAGAGAGACGGCUUGCGUGCUUCAGCAUGCACGCAUCUCCAGUCGGCGCUGAACACUGCAGCCUUGUAUUGCAUGUUUUCAGUGAAUGUUCAGCCACACAGUAGACCGGUACACUACAGUAGUGAGCUGCUAUAUUAGCUUCAUUAUAGACUGGGUCCAUGUCCUUGAAACCCACUGAUGACGUCUGAUUUUACGGCUUUAUUAUGAAAGAGAUGGAGAGCGUCUCAACAUGCCCACUGGCAGACCAUUGUUUUCACAUGUUUCAAAUGCUUCAACUGCUCAGGCUGGUUAGCCUUCUUACUUUCUAGUGUCGCAAUCAAAGGGCACGCUCCAUCAAGCUAGGUUUGUUUUUGGGUUGCUCGGCACAGAAGGAAGUGUACUGUUGAUCAGGGCCCUCCCGGUAGUCCCGCCCACCCGGUCAUCUCUAACCUCUGCCAAUGGGAGACGGUAUCGGGAGCUCAAUAUUUCCCAAACAAUGUGUUUUGUUCGUUUUCUCUUUUAAAUUAAAGGCUCAGCACUUAGCCUCACACGGGGUCAACGAUCGCCGUCACUUCUGUUACCGGCCGUAAAGGGUCCAAUCGAUCUGCCUACGGGGGACGUCGUCCUCUGAGGAACUGUCCUACUCUGAACCCAUGCUUCUAGUUGGCCUGCGGGUGUUUUUACUUCUCCGAGGGCCGAUUCCCUUAAGUGGUCCGUGGCACAGUAGGAUCGCUUCAGUUCUUUGCGUCGGGCGCCUCGCUACACUAUCUGUGUAUUUGCUUUGUUCAUGCAACUAUACAGGGGACCACAAGAGCCAGUGGGCUGUUUCUCAGUCUGGUCUCUCACACACACACACACACACACACACACACACACACACACACACACACACACACACACACACACACACACACACACACACACACACACACACACACACACACACACACACACACACACACACACACACACACACACACACACACACCUUGUUACAGGGUGUCGGACGAAUCGAUUUGUCGGCUUAUUGGUUGUCGGCCCUUAUUCCCGAGUCGAUACAAAUCAUGCGUAAGAGACUGUAGUGAAAUGCAACGUUAUUGGGUUUGCCUUUGCACAUCAUCAUCUCCUGUUCGACUGGCUCGGCUCCAGCCAUGUUGUACCGUCUGCUGUAAGAGACACACACACACACGCACAGGUGCACAAACAUACUAAACACACUAAACACACACAGCGGGGCCAGUGGCCAGCUGUCAUUUAGCGUCGCCCGAGUUCUAGACUAGAGCCAUAUAUAUGUAUAUGGAUAUAUGAACCUGUUUUUCAUGAUAUAUUUUAUAUUAAGCUAUAUGUUAGGAUUAUGUUUGUAAGAUAUUUAUGUCUAAAGAGUGUUUUGCCAAGGCUCCAGGCAGUGGGAUCUCGGCACCCGUUCUCCAGUCAAACAGUGGACCCAGGCAGCCAUGCAUUUGAUCGUCUAGCGCGUGUGUGCGUUUAAUAUUGCCUUUGCCCUCUGCCAUCUCGUCCCCUAGUUGCAUUUUUGUACAUUGAGCAUUAAAAUGACUUUUUUUCUUUUUUUACAAUGGAACAAUUCAUUCUGCGCAUGAAACUGGCAUGAACAAAGCAGAGAGGUAGCGGCCUCUGUGCGCUUGGGAUCAUUUCUUACUGUCGAGGGGUUUGAUAAAUACACUACUAAGAAACAUUUUGGGCGACGUACAUGCCCGACACUUUAAUUUCUGUGCGUUUUGUUCUCCGCCGUGCAAAGGACACGGGGCGCGUAGCGCUGGGCCUUUGGGAUCAGAGCAGGAGGGAAUGUCCGAAGCACAUUCAGGUAUCGCUCUACAAUCAUCUCAGUCAGCGGUAGGGGGAGGCCAUCCUGCACAGGGUCUGGACCCCCCCCAAAACACCUUAGUGGACACUACGUAGGGUGCCCCAAAGGAGGAGAAUGUUAUGUUUUGCUUGUGGCACGCCCAAUGUCUCGCACACUUGCUACACAAAGAACGCAGACUAGAGCGCAAAACAUACAUUCUCUUUCUCACACACACACACACACACACACACACACACACACACACACACACACACACACACACACACACACACACACACACACACACACACA